UCACUCACACCGUGGUUCAAACUUACCGAUUUCAACCUGUAGGGAAGGAACGGAUUAUUCACAUCCUAAUACUUGAUUUUACUGUAUUUCAUACAUGGAAUAAUUCUAUUAAAAAAAAAAAUAUUACUGAAUUUUAUUUGGGUCAACAGAAGAGCAAAAAUUUUUAUUAAGGCAGCAAAUACGACUGUCGAAAUACGAUAUUAUGGCUGAUUGAGUGGACCCCAAAAUCAUAUUUAGCAAAUUGGUAGGAGUACAAUAAUGUGCAGAAUCACUGUUACCGCCACGCUACCUGCGAUAGAGAAAGAAGGGAGAAAUGGAUACAUUACAACGGCUUUUUCUGCCAGCGCUGCUAAUUAUGCUCGAAGGGAGUUCUGGCAGCACCUCACCAACGUCGUUUACAGCAGGACGGUCAGGAAAACACCGCGACCUUGGUUCAGACGGUUCAGUCGCACUGCUGCGCUUGUUACAGAAACCAUGACAAUAUCCAACGCGCGGUCCCUCGGGAAUACGCCAGCAGCAAAGAGAUGCAGUGCAGCGCUUGACAUUGUGAAAACAGUGAUCCGUCUACGAUUAGCUUUGGGAUUCCUUGGGAGAUCAAAUCAAAGAUCAUAUAACAAGAUAUAUCGAGAUCGACGUAUGUGCGGACGCAUUCUGGGAAAGAUGAUCCAUACUCAGUGGUUCGAUGAACUGUACGGAACACUAUCCUGAUCCGUUCCUAAUUAGGAUAACCAUCAGGUACACAGCAAAAGUCAGGGGUUGUUGGCAACGAUCAACAAUUAUUGCCGCGCUAUAGCCGAGGAAGUGGAGGGAGGCUGUCCCUGGACCAAGCCCCAGCUCCCAGUCUAGUCCCCCAGAAGAGGGAACCGGCGAGAAGCGCAGGCGUCGAGACGCCCGCCGCCGCCACAUCAAACGUAGCCGCUAUAGGUUAAAUCCUCGGAUCCGUUUUUCUUGUUUUUCCCACAGUGGCACCUGAUCCCGCCUUCAAAAGUAGACCCGGACCAAUCCGCGGUACACGUCGCGUCGCCCGUUGCUUUCGCAUCUCCUCCGUCAGCUACCACGCAGACGGUCAGUCGUCGGUUGUUAUCAGAUCAGGAAGACCCGGCCACGUCAGUCAAUCGUCAUCGUCAUCGCUGUCAAAUUUCAGCGUCAAGUUGAAGAUCCGUAUAUUCUCCAGUGCCGGGAAAACUGUAUUUUCGUUGAGUGUACACGCGAGUUCGUCUCCAAAUCAGUGACACACACGUGCCGAUAUCAACAAAAAGUGCUUAGUCCAGGCGCCACGGCGUAAUGAAUGGAGCGACGGCCGUCGGUACCGCCGGAGAUCAUCUUGGCCAGUCGCAACAACUCCACCACGUUAGCAGUCCGGAACAUCCACGAAGUCCGGGAAGUCCUUUAAGCCUAAGGCGAGAUUCGGGUGACAGUAGCGUUAUUUCACCAGGACUUCCGGAGCGGUACAGUCCCCUCGGCGCUACCGGGUCAGCCUCGAGCCUGGACCCUUACGCAUCACGGGGUGUCCAGGAUUGUCCGCUGCCGCUUUGCCGAGGAAUGCCAUCGGAGUUUCCUCCCCCGAGAUCACCGUACUUGACUGCUCUUGGGAACGGGCAUCCUCACUUGAUGGGCCAGGUACAGCAGCAGCCUCAGCACGGCGCCAAACCGCCCCGGACACUGGGCCUGAUAUGCGUCGUCUGCGGCGACACCAGCUCAGGGAAACACUACGGGAUUCUCGCUUGCAACGGGUGCAGCGGUUUCUUCAAGAGGAGCGUGCGCCGCAAGUUGAUUUACAGAUGUCAAGCGAACACUGGAAGCUGCAUUGUCGACAAAGCUCAUAGAAAUCAGUGCCAAGCCUGCCGUCUUAAGAAAUGCAUACAAAUGGGGAUGAACAAAGAUGCCGUGCAGAAUGAAAGACAGCCACGGAACACAGCCACCAUCAGACCUGAAGCUCUCGUCGAAAUGGAACAGGAUCGAGCGCUUCGAGAAGCUGCUGUGGCCGUUGGAGUGUUUGGACCCCCGGUGUCACUGGCGAUGGCCAGGUACACGGCACCCCUACCUCUGCCAUCUAUUGCGCCAACCCCGAAUUCAACGAGUGCUUCGACGCCACCGCGCCAGGAAGCCGAAGACGGCAACGGCUCGGAGGAUAGUAUCGACGUGACAAACGAGGAACCCGUCGUUCCACAGCGCAGCGGAUGCGCUCAGCUACCGCCGGUGCUUCCCGCCCUCUAUUCGCCGACGACGGUCGAGACCGUUUACGAAACGAGUGCCAGAUUGCUCUUCAUGGCCGUAAAGUGGGCCAAGAAUCUUCCUUCUUUUGCCAGUCUACCAUUCCGCGAUCAAGUAAUACUGCUCGAGGAGGCAUGGUCGGAAUUGUUCCUCUUAAACGCCGUCCAGUGGUGUUUGCCCCUGGAGUCGUCGCCGCUUUUCAGUGCCGCCGAACUUACCGCCCUGACGCUUUCACCGCCGCUCCAAUCCCACCAGGGGUUGCAUUACCCGGGUGUCGGGAAGUCCACCCAAGUCUCCGCGGACGUCAGACAUCUGCAUGACACCCUCCACAGAUACAAAGCCAUGAUGGUAGACCCUGCGGAAUUCGCCUGCAUGAAAGCCAUCGUUCUCUUUCGACCUGAAACCCGCGGCCUCAAGGACCCCAGUCAAAUAGAGAAUCUUCAAGAUCAGGCUCAAGUUAUGCUCGGGCAGCACGCGAGAGCUCAGCAUCCGGGAAACCCGGCGCGCUUCGGAAGGCUCCUUCUUCUGCUGCCCCUUCUGCGAGUCGUUCCAGCGACGAGGGUUGAGCUGGUCUACUUCCACAAAACGAUCGGUAACACUCCUAUGGAGAAAGUUCUUUGCGACAUGUAUAAGAAUUAGGCCGAACUUGGCUUGUUAAAGUGCAGAGUUUGGAACUUGCAUUUUCUCCGUUAUCUUUCGUCCACCUACUCCGGCUCUUUAACGAUCGUCGAUACAUGUUCGACCAACAAUCCCUGUUGACGAAUUGGGGAAAGAGAGCAAACAUUAUGAUCCUGGCCACGCCCGGGGUUUCGCGAUUUCUACGAAAAAUGACGCGAGUCCCAAUUGAGUAAUAGUGGUUUUCACGUGGCUGCACGAGUGCGAUUCACUUCUGAUAUAACUAGCGAGUAUGUUGUAUGUAUUAUAUAGGCUGAUAAACAUUUUCAUCCGUAAAUCGUUGUCAAACACGAAAUGAUGUACCUAAUGCAAGAAAAACUUGAAGGUAUAACGAAAACUGCAGGCAUCUAAUCUACAAGGAAUUAAAAGUUAGCUAUUCAAAAUAUUUAUGUAUUCAUUUGUAAGUAUUUAUUCCUCAUUAUUAUAUCA
Molecule: messenger RNA, 3318 nt
Organism: Neodiprion virginianus
Lineage: Eukaryota; Metazoa; Arthropoda; Insecta; Hymenoptera; Diprionidae
Product: photoreceptor-specific nuclear receptor-like
Exons: 11
Coding region: 1285-2853 (522 amino acids)
Biological process (GO): cell differentiation; positive regulation of transcription by RNA polymerase II; anatomical structure development
Molecular function (GO): nuclear receptor activity; zinc ion binding; RNA polymerase II cis-regulatory region sequence-specific DNA binding
Source: RefSeq, a predicted model, not a curated record